UCCUCUCCAGCAGGUCAGCCCCUAACCUGUACUGAUGCAUGCAGUUAUUCCCCCCAUGUGCAAGAUUCUACACUUACUCUCAUUAAAUCUCAUCAGGUUCCUCCCUGCCCAACUCUUCAGUCUGUCCAGGUGUUGUAGAAUGGCAGCACAGCCUUCUGGUGUAUGAGCCACUCCAGCUUUGUAUCAUCACAGACUUAAUGAGGGUGGCCUCUGUUCCUUCAUCCACGUGGCUGAUGGAGUCAGCUGUCAGAUUCACAGCAGACUUUUUUUGUCAUGUUAAAGUGCAGCCGUUCCCAAAUUGUCUUUUAGAAAAUGAAAACAGCAUCUUUCAUUCUGGAGACAAAAACACAACCUGUUCUACAUAAGUAUUUUUUUUUAACACCGGAGGAUCUUUCUUAUCAUCAGUGUGCUUUUUGUUUUUAUCCAUUUCCACAAGAGUAAGACACUCAUAGAGUCAAUGUCAAUUCUCAGAGAAUUCCCCUGGAUAGUUUUUGAAAGGUCACUUCUCCUCAUGCAACUUGCAGCGCAGCUGCCCAAAGCAGGCUCAGAUGUUGGCAGACCCGCACUGGAUGAGAAGUUGUUUCCAUGGAUAUGGUGGGGGUGUGCACUCUGCAGUGCUUUUGUUCGUUGGGUUUUGGUUUUGUUUAAUUACCCCUCUAGUUGAAUGUUUCCAAAUCCCAUUUUGUAGAGUGUCUGGGUAGGUUAUUUUGGUUCUACUUUUGUUUUAUGGUCUGUUUUAACUGCUCCUCUUUUCCUAAAUUGUAACUUCAGUUAGAGCUAUUGAACAGAUAUUUGUGGUGAUAUAAAUUGCCUGAGAGCCAUGUAUCUUUGUUUCAAUUGUUUUUUAAAUGCUUUUUUUAUUUUAUGAGGUGCCUCAGUUCACAGAUAGCUGAUGUUUCUCUGUAGCUCUUUUCUUUUGCAGUCACUGGAUGAUGGAUGGAGAUGUUGGCACACCGUGAAGUCAGCUGAAGCAGAUACUAAACUGUAUUCUAUCACUAUUGAACGUAUGUAUAUUCUUUUCACAGGGAUCACAUAAGAACUUUCAACACUGCUGAAUGUUUGGAAAGGGAAAUAUCACACCCUACUGGGAUCCUGUCUUUUCAGAGAGAGAACAGAUUGGUAACCACAUCAGGAAGAGGAGUCUUGAGGAGGUGUUGGAAAUCCCGAACAUCUCGGGGUUCUUUCCCUGGGAUAACGACACGCUGGCCGACUGGCAGAGCUUUGUGGGCAGGAGCCGACACGGAGCAGACUCGCAGCAUGUGGCGGCCAAAGCUCUGCUCAUCACUGCGUAUUCCAUCAUCAUCGUCUUCUCCCUUUUCGGCAACGUCCUGGUCUGCCACGUCAUCAUCAAGAGCAAACGCCUGCGCUCCGCUACCAGUCUGUUCAUCGUCAACCUGGCUGUGGCUGACAUCAUGAUCACGCUUCUCAACACGCCUUUUACACUGGCUCGUUUUGUGAACAGCACGUGGAUAUUUGGGAAGGGGAUGUGCCAUGUCAGUAGGUUCGCACAGUACUGCUCGCUCCACGUCUCUGCUCUGACCCUCACAGCCAUUGCCGUGGACAGGCACCAGGUCAUAAUGCACCCUCUGAAACCUCGCUUACCUAUGGCAAAAGGCAUUAUCUACAUCUCUGUAAUUUGGGUCAUGGCAGCUUGUUUUUCCCUCCCACAUGCUAUCUACCAAAAACUCUUUACUUUUGAAUACAGUGAGGAAGUCACUCGGUGCCUGUGCAUCCCAGAUUUCCCUGAGCCAGCUGAUCUCUUCUGGAAGUACCUCGACUUAACAACCUUCGUUUUGCUCUACGUCCUACCCCUGUUGAUCAUCUCUGCUGCCUACAUGACAGUGGCCAAGAAACUCUGGCUGCGCAAUGUCAUUGGGGAUGUCACCACUGAGCAGUACUUUGCCCUUCGCAAAAAAAAUAAGAAGACUAUAAAGAUGUUGAUGCUUGUUGUCAUCCUCUUUGCCAUCUGCUGGUUUCCCUUAAAUUGCUAUGUUGUCCUGCUCUCCAGCCAAACCAUCCACUCCAACAAUGCCCUUUACUUUGCCUUUCACUGGCUUGCAAUGAGCAGCACCUGCUACAACCCCUUCAUCUACUGCUGGCUCAAUGACAGCUUCCGGGCAGAACUGAAGGCUUUGCUCAACAUCUGCAGAAAACCUCCUAGCCUUGCAGAACAGAGGCUUCCCUCCACGGUCCCUUCUUACCGACUGGCGUGGCCUGAAAACAGCCACUUCAAGAGGCUGCAGGUCUCUCAUGUCCCUGCCUCAGCCUCCAUCAACCAGUUAGGAAAGAUGGACAUCUCUGCAGUUGAGCCCAUAGUAGCUGUGAGCUAAAUGGUGGCCCUGGGAGAUGGAUACAGACCACACAUAGGUUUGACUGGAUCUAGGCAGCUGGGAAGAUGUGGAACCUUGGCCUAAGCAGAGACUGUGCCAACUCCUGUGGUUGUACUGAAAAGUCCAACUCCACAGCUGGUAGUGUGAAACUGAUGUUAAUGGCGUGGAGACUCCAAAGGGAAGAAAGCAAAGCUGUGCCAGGAAUGAGCUUUCUUUUUGUCUUGGUCAAGCUGACUUUGGUCUGCUGGCCAAGAGGGAUUCUCUGCAUGUGCCUCUGUUAUUUGCAUGACCGAGUCUGUACCACUUGGGGCCAUUUGUGUGCUUUGCUGGUAUUUAAACACUGAAGCAGCAGUCUGACGGUAAGCCUCCCUCUUUUUAGUCGCUCAGUAGCAGCACACAGACAGUAGGGAUAUAGAGGCAGAGGUUGCUGGUUUGAAUUUUUUUCUCCCAUUUGUGAAAAUAUCUUCAAAGAGGUGGAGGGAUAAUAAACAACCAUUGGAAAUUAGAGCUGUCUUUUACAUCACAAGCACUCUUCCUAAGGUAGGGCUGAAAAAAAUGCGAUGGCCAUUUGUGUAAAUAGAUGGCAAACACCAACCCGUUAGCUCUGCAUCAGUUGCCUGUACCUUCGUGAAACAGGCAUGAAUAUUCAUAAAGCUUUAAUUCAAAUAGAGACCUAAAGCCUGAAAAUCUUGAAUGUAUUGUCCCAUCAGUGCUCCAAUCAUGGACCUAUUAAUCAGAGAAUCAUAGAAUGGUUUGUGUUGGAAGGAACCUUGAAAGGCCAUUGAGUCCAACUCCUCUGCAGUGAGGAGGACACCUACAGCUUCAUCUGGUGCUCAGAGCCCCAUCCAGCCUGGAUGAGAUACUUUUGUUCCGAGCAUCUCUAUGUUGUUACCAGGUGGUGACUGAAGAAUCCUGCAGUGUGACUUUUUACUUUAUUACUGUUGCUCUCUUCUCCUGUAAAGCACCUGAGAAUUUCUCAGAUCAGACACGUGGGAUAUUUCAUCCCAGCUAAGAUGUUCCCAAUGAUGAUCCCAACUAAGCUCACUGAAACCAGCUCAUAAAUAGACUGCUGUAAUGAUAUCUGUGAUAGCAAGUAAUAAAAGAUGAAGAUGUUUGCAAGAUAUCCUCUUGUGAAUGAGCAAUUUUAGUGCAUUUAAAGAUUGGUGAGACAUGUCUUUCAUGGACAGCCAUUAAGAAAUUGAUAUGACUGCAGCUCUCUGGUGUAGAUUGCAGAACUUAAUGUUCUUAGCAAAAAAAUACUAGAUUCUGAACAAGACAAGCAAAAGAGUAUUCAAAGAAAUGUUGCUUUUUAUUGCACAGGGAAACAGUCACUUUUCCUGUGCUGCAGCAAUAAGCCUUUGAUGUCACAUGGGAGUGCUGUUCCAAGUUCAGCUUGUGAGGGGCCAGUAGAGAAGUGAGAAAAAGCUUUGUUAUUAAUGGCUAAAAGUGUGAAGAAGAAAAAAGAAAAAAAAAGGAGAGAGAAAAAAUACUAUUCCCCAAUGUCCUCUAAUAAACUUAAAAUGAUUUCAGAAUUAGUCUUGUGUGGGUUUUUCGCACCCAAGUGCUUCAGAGGCUGCUGCCAUUCCUUAUCAUAGAAUCUUUAAUGUUGGAAAAGACCUCUA
This is a messenger RNA of Meleagris gallopavo (turkey), 3952 nucleotides long. RefSeq names its product G protein-coupled receptor 83 (gene GPR83). Gene Ontology annotation, molecular function: neuropeptide Y receptor activity. The record is from RefSeq and is a predicted model, not a curated record. NCBI's taxonomy places the organism in Eukaryota, Metazoa, Chordata, Aves, Galliformes, Phasianidae. Gene Ontology annotation, cellular component: plasma membrane. Gene Ontology annotation, biological process: neuropeptide signaling pathway.